AUGACGAGUAUUUAUCCAAAAGAUGAGAAACAGAGUUUUCCACCAACUUAUGAACAAGCCACUAACUAUCCACAAGCACCACCGAUUCCAUCUCUAUUUGGAAUGCAUUCACCUUCAGCAACAAUUUUGCAACCUCAACAACAGCCAAUGAAUAUGUAUUCACCAACACCGAUGGUUCCACCUCCUAAUGCAGGCACGAAUCCACCAGCUCAAGGUCUACCUGUUGCCAGUCAUAUGCUUAUAACAACACAAUCACUAAUAUAUGGUGAUCAUCCAAUUCAAUGCGUAUGUCCCUAUUGUCAUCAGACAAUCGCAACGCGAUUAGAAAGGCGAACGGGUCUAGUACCGUGGUUGGUUUGCGGUGGAAUUCUUCUAUUUGGUGGUUGGUUAGGCUGUUGCCUUAUUCCAUUUUGUAUGGAUGGUCUCAAAGACACAGAACAUUACUGUCCAAAUUGUGCUGUCUUACUUGGCACACGACGACUUCAUCAAUUUCGCUGCGCGAUUCUCGCAAUUGUUCAAGCUCGUUUAAUAACGGAGCUACCAGCUUUUGGAUUAAACCCAUUUGCUAAAAUGAGGAUGCGCCCAGGUCGAUUAUUCUGGCGAUCGGAUCCGUUGAAAUCUGAGUCGGUUCCGGUUCAGCUUUUGUCGAUUCCAGUAGGAUCCAGCAAAAUCCUUGCCGCCAGAAUUGAUCCGGAAAUAUCCGAUCAGUUUCUGACCGUUUCCGGCUGGAAUCCGCCGGCAAGGAUAUCGUUGGAAAACGAACUUAACCUGUCGGAACCGACCAAGCCAUUGUUAGCUCAAACUAUAGGGACAUCAGCGAAAGAGAGAAGAAUCAAGAAAAAGUUACCUUCGUGGGACUCGAACCCAUACCUUCUGCUAUCCGGGCAGAUGUCCUAA
Molecule: messenger RNA, 897 nt
Organism: Adineta ricciae
Lineage: Eukaryota; Metazoa; Rotifera; Eurotatoria; Adinetida; Adinetidae
Source: the annotation of a GenBank genome assembly